UACAGCUUUUGAACAUCAGUGGAACCAGACGGCCCACACCUAAUGGCGGUCAGUCUCCAGGCAAGGGUCAAUCAACAAGGCAGAGUCCAAAACAGUACAGACAGUGAGCAAGCAAGGCACGGUCAAAAACAAGAGCCAGGGUCAGUACAAAGAGUCCAUAACAAAGGGAACACAACACAAGGUCCGAUACGAGACCUGGCUUGGCUGGGCGGCAGUGGAGCUCGACUGAGCAGAAGCUGGGCUUGGCCGGACAGCAACCAAAACAGGGGCCAGACCUGGCUGAAGUGUUGCGUGCGUUGACUGAGGCUGGGCUGGAGCAUGAGCGAGACGGGGCAGAGCUGGGACUAGGGAUGAACUUGAAGACUGGGCUGGAGCCUGAGCUGGAGCUUGGCAUGACAGGGCAGCAACAGAAGUGGGGUCUGACUGCUCCAGCUGGGCUAGGGCUGGAAACAGACGUGGACACAGGACAGGUGCUUGAGCAGGCUGUGGAGGUCGAACUAGAGCUCCCAGCCAACCUGCCUGCUCUCUGCCAUGCUGUCAGCGCUCGCUGCUACUCGCUUCUCCUCCCGUCCCCACGCCUGCUAGCAGCAGUUUGCUUCACCGCCUGCGUGCUGCUCGCCUGUCUGCGAGCGUGCCUGUCACUGUUUCAUCUAAUAAACUUAUUCUUCUGCACCUGGCCACUUGUCGGCUUUCGUUAGGGUCUUCGCCGCCUGUGGUCCCGGCGCCCUGUUGUGAAACCUGCUCUGUACCAAUUGACUGGUGCUCGUCGUUAUAAUGGAGUCACAGGCAAAGCAUGGGCACAGUCUGGGUUGUUCAUGUUUGUCACUAGGAUCAUUUUUACUUGUUUAGCCCCACAUUAAUUAAACAUGUCAAGAACUAGCUUGUCUCCACCAACCAGUGGAGCUAUCUUCUGUCACCUGCACGGCCCCUGAAUUAGAUGCAGAUUAAUUCCUAUAUUUACUUUGUUGCAUGGUUACACAUUUAUUUUUAAUGUAAAUCGGUUAUUUGCUUUUCCUUUUGCCUCCAUAAUGUGUUUUUGAUGUUUUUAGGCUUUGGAUUUCUCAUUAUAUGUAAUUCAUAGCUUUCCAUGAGAGAGCUGAUGUAAAGAGACUCGUGAGAGAUUAUAAAAGAUCAAUUUUGCUUGUUUGGUCGAAGUCUUUUAUUUCAUUUGGAGAAGUGAUGAAUAGCGAACUGCACUUAACCUUUAAAUCACAAGUAAUAUUUAUGAAAUUUUCAUCUCAUGGUUUAUACAUGAUGCUUUUUUUCUUCUAUUAAUCCUUGUCUGUGCUUUGUGUAAUGCUCAAUGCUGGUGUUUAAAGCACCUCUAUAACUACACACUUUAAAAAAUAUCAAGCACUUGAAUUCAUAGGUACAGUGAUUAAACCAAAACCAGGAGUCUGGACAUUCUUCAAGUCUGCACAGACCUUCAGCUGAACAAAAAUACGAAAUAUAAAAAUAGUGUGGCUAUUUUAUUUAAAUAUAUAUUUACAGUGAAUUACAUUGACCUAUUACUGAUGGUAUUUGAAUGCAUAAAUUCAUGUACUGAUGUCUCCUAUAGUCUAAACUAUUCACUGAAAUAAUUUCACACAUUUUAAAAUUUAACUUAUUACUGAAUAUGUCCUCAGACCUAAGCCAUGUUUAAGGCUAAAUCUAAUGUCUAAUCUAAGUAAUCGUGUGACAAUUGAAUAUAUUAUAUAGUAUCGGAAUACUAGCUUAAACUAUCUUAGUGACUAUAGCUUACGUACAGUAGAUUGAUUAUAGAUCAUUGUAUUUGUUACGCCCCCUUCUGUUUUGGUUUUGUUGUUUGUUUCACCAGGUGCCUGCAGACAGGAAGUGGACAUCAGAGCGGAGUGGUGGCACAAGCUUAGGUUGCUGAGUUUAAAUACCUCUGCCUCAGUGAUUGCAGGUCUCUCUUGCACUUAACAGCAUUUGCGUGGUUUGGUUUCUCUUUUGUUUUGACUGCAUACAACACUAACACACACCUUACUAGUCACUCAUUCAAACACUCCAUACACUACUGACAUUGAACCUACUUACACACCAUAACUAUAUUUGCUUGUUAUAUUAAUUGAUUGAUUGAGUUAAUUAAACCUGACUUGCAUCCCCUCUUUGUCACAAGUGUGGAGACAGUUUGUGACAUACUGUAUAAAGUUAUUGUUUUACCUGCAAUGCAACUGAGCAUGACAGGAAUGCUGUACAUUCAGGCUUUGACUCUUUCUGUUUGGACAGUAGUUCCUUUAAGUUUCUUCCCUGUUUGCAACACGUUUAGUAAAAAUGUACGGUAUUUACAUGUACAAGGGUUUUUUUACAUAGCGGAGCUAUGAAACUUAGAACUAGUCCCACUACAUUUUUUUUAAAACCAAGAUACUGUAAGUCUGUUGUAUUAGGUUCAUGUACUUUCAAUUCAAACUCCAGGUAGUCCUGAUUUACAUUGCUUGCAUUGUUUGUGCUGAGAUCAACAAAGACUCCAUCAGUUUCACUUUCAGGUUUUGUGUAAUGUUUAUCAUGUGUCCAGCAGGGUCCUAUACUAUUUGCCUUACUAUUUUCUUAAAUACACUUGUAGUGGAUAUAAAUCAAUAAUUUUAAUAAUGCAUAAUUUAAUAAUUAAUCAUUUUAAUGCAGAAACGUUCCUCAAUUCCGAAGCAUAGGCCCCAGUGGCCUCAUGUACAAAAACUUUCCUACUAAACUUGGUGUAAGUUCAAAAUCCAGAAAACUGUGUAAGUAAAAAUGUAUUAACCUCUUUUGAGUAUGAAUCGAAUUCAUUUGAGUAUGAAUAGAAGUAAAUGCAGGUGAUUGAGUAGCAGACUCCUCCCGUGGCACGCCUCGAUAUAAAUAUGUUAAUUCAUUUAAAUGCAGUCUGGUUCUGUGCAGUAGGCCAAGCAGGACCGUGUGUGCAGGUGUUAAUGCUGCAGGUUCCACACAGUAGCGAAAGUCUGACAUAAAGGGGGUGCACAGAUUCUAUUCGCAACAGGAAUUAAUAUUAAGGCCGUUAAAUUAUUUACUGACCACGAAGCCACCGAUCUGGUGGUUCAAAUCUGAUACAAUUAUUGGAUCCUCGUUAAACCAGGCACCUCGCUACAAUGUUGCUGACUGUAUGCUGCUGUAACUGCAUUUGUGCGUCAGAUUAUUUGUACAUUGAUUAAGUAAAGAUGUUUCCUGUUGAAUCAUGUUUCAUCCAAUCAUGUGUCCAGUCGAUGGGUCCGGUCACAUUAGGUGAACCGGCUCUCAAUGCAAACUGCUUUAAUGUUGCUGUGAUCAACCGUUUAAUGGGAACUCGAUGCCUUGCUGACAUAAAUCCUCUAUUACUGUAGAUCCUCUAACAGAUCAUCUACCAGGGCUGUUGAAUAUAUGUUUGCAUUGUUUUGCUCAUAUUUAUACAUCUUCUCAUCUAAUUGCAGAUGUGUGGCUGCACAAUAAUUGUUGAUGAUUGAGUAGAUGUUUGUGGGAGAGUUUGUGGUUGUGUGUGCGUGCGUGUGGUGCGGUUGGUGUGUGGGGGGUCCGUUUUUUACUCGGGGUACGUGGAUCCGCUGCCUGUGUGGUCUCUUCUGCCGACCCUUACCAAUGGCCGGCCACAUGUUGCGGGGUGUAGCGGCCAAGCUGUGGCCAAGCUGUAGUGUUGUGUUACAACACUAUACAAGUGGCGUACAUGUGCCUCAAACACAGACAAAGAUAUGAUACAAUAAACCGUUAGCAUGUCGUUACAGCUAGCCCUGGGCUAGUUUGCGACCCACGUAUGGAUCUACCACUGUGAUACUUUAUGCAACACACAUAAACAAGGACUCAUAUGAAAGCUCUAAUUCGCAGGAAUCAUAUAGCAUGCUAGCCAUCACAUGAGGUGAGUUAUUAGCCAAAGAAUGAAAAACGCUUGGCUAAUCGCUAGAUAAAGAAUCUACACAUUCAAAUAUCAUCACACAAAGUCCAUAUUACCAGUGAACUGAUCCCAUUCUCUUUUAUUUCUAGCUUCUGGGAGGUUACCCACUCACUGUACUUUCUAGCCCUACAGUACCACUACUUACUAUCUUAGUGACUAUAGCUUAUGUAUACUGUACAGUAGAUUGUACAGUAUACAUAAGCUCAUUGUAGCUCAUUGUAUUAUAGAUCAUCGACUGUACAAAGCUAUUGUUUUACCUGUAAUACAACAGACCAUGUCAGGAAUGCUGUACAUUCAGACGUUGAUUCUUUCUGUUUGGACAGUAGUUCCUUUAAGUUUCUUUCCUGUUCGCAACACACAGCAAAAUGUAUAGUAUUUACAAGUAGUUUUCAUGCAGCAGAGAUUCUAAGGAACCUUGGAACCAGUCCCACCACAUUAUUUAACACUAAGAUACUGAAAGUCUUUUGUAUUAGGUUAUUUUUACUUACUUAUUAGUCUGUUGGCUUAUGUACUUUACAUUCAAAUUGCAGUUAGUCCUGAUUUACAUUGCUUGUACCAUUGUUUGUGCUGAGACGUAACUCAGUAAAGUGAUACAACUGUCGAUUCAGGGAUUGUAUGGAUUAUGUGGCUAGAGUUAUAUCAUGAAAAUUCUACCAAUGAGUUUUUGGGUAAUUUUUAUCAUUCUCGUAUUCCAGCAGGGUCCUUAACGCUUUCCCAUACUGUUCUCCUGAAUACACUCUAUUCAUUUAUGUUAUAGUUUCUGUGCACUUGGCAGGUUUAUAAAAAUAUACCACUACAAUGUGUAGAACUUUCAAAGUUGUUCAGUGUGAUAAUUUUUCCUGCUUUUCCACCUGGUUUGUAUACAGCAGAGUAACUUCCCCAGUGCCAUUAGAUAGAUAACCCUCUAGGUCCAGUUCACCUUCACCAAGGCUACAGAUUUUGAUAGCAGUGUCAAAACAUGACCUAGUAUUUGGUAGCAAACACUCGUUGGCAUCACAGAGGUUGGACAUGGAGAUGUACUGUACCAAGACUCUCUAUGGAGGUUUUCUCAACCACUUUGGUUGGGGUAGGGUUUUUCUUUGUGGGCAUGCAUACUGUAGAUCAUGACUUUCUAAAAACAGGCUUCUUGAAAUAACUACUAUUUCAAAGUUUCUUGAAAUAACUUUCAAGAACCCUUAUUCUCUACCCCUCAUAGCCUCAGCCUUUGAACUGUUAAAAGGUUUCACAAUUUCACUAAGUUUUAGAGGGCUGGAAAACAUUUCCAUGCACCCUCCGUUGGGCAUUCUGUGUGUCUUAAUCCAUAGUUAAAAAGGGCUUUUCGGACAGCACCCAAGAAAUACAUAAUAACUCAGUCAGUCACCAAUACAAACAUGUUUUAUUGGUGACUGACUGAAUUAUAAUAUAUAGUAGUUCUUUUUGCUGUCCUAGUAAAUAUGAGAAAUAUAAUAAUGAUCAAAUCACGAUGGGAUAAAUACAUUCAAAUUCAGUUAAUGCUAUCAUCUACAAUAUAUACUGUCUAACCUAUUAACUGAAAUGAUUCAACAUAUAAAAAAUCUGAUUACAUGUCCUCAGAUCUGAGCCAUGUGUUUACAGCUGAUCUCUAUAUGUUUAUGUUCUAACAGUUGAAUAUAGUACUGCUUUGCACUGGAAUACUAUCUUAUAUUAGGUUAGUGACUAUCUUAUGAAUUGAUAAUAUAUUAUUUUAUCAAAUUUUGUAUUGUUAUACCUGCAUUGCAACUGACUGUGAUCCAGGCAUUGACUUUUUUUCUGAACAGUUCCUUUAGUUGCUUUUUGCAACACACUUGCAAAAUGUACUGUACAGUAUUUACAAGGAGAUUUCACACAACAGAGCUCUUCAGGAAACUUGGAACCAGUCCCACUACAUUAUUUAACCCCAAGAUAAGUCAACCGCAUUAAGCUAAGAUCAUAAUCUACAGUAUCAAUUGACUGUCAUUACUGUAAUUUGUACAUACUGUACAGUAUUGUCUCUUAGCAGAUACUCUAGAUUCAAACUUUGGUUGUCCUUAUUUACAUUGCUUGUACUGGUAUGUGUUUUGAAAUCUAACUCUAGAAGAUUUCAACAACAGGUUUUUUGUGAAUGUUUAUCGUCAUCAGUUUCCUAGACACACCUACAAAGUUGUAUUUAUUAAAAGAGGAGGCAUAAACGUAACUACUUCGAUCUCAGACAUCAAAGGAACAUCUUUCAGAGGUAAGAAUCAGGUAUAUGCUUUUCCGAAUGAUCUCAGUUGACAGUUCAAGGAAAGUAAACACUUUCCAGUAACUUAAUCUUAAGUAUAGUAAAUACUUAAUGUGCAAUGAAUUGUUUCUACAAUAACUGGCAUUACUUUUUAAGUUUAAGUUCAUAACCUAUUUACAAAUGCUUUGGUGUAUCUACAUAUAAUGUUUAUAACUCUUUCUUUUGUUUUCUUGUCUACUUGUCUUAAAAGUACUGUACAUAAGCAUCUAAUUAUUUAAAGUUACUGUUAAUGACCUAAUGUGUGACGCAACUUUCAUCCAUUUCAAAAAGUAAGGGGCAACGACUAUGCGACUAUGCCAAGUAAAAGGUCAAGUAAUUUUUCCAUACAUAUUUCUAUAAUAAUGUUUGUGAGUUCAACUAGUACACCGUAACAGUGUACAUAGUACACUGCCUUGGAAAGGUUACAAAAAAGAUUUAAAGGUUUAAUUUUCUUUUUGUUUUGAACUAAGCAAACUAACAAAGCACAUGCAUUGACGAUUUAUAACAAAUAUAGAUUGUUCUCAAGAUUCACAAUAUACAACUGUGCACUUCAUUCAUUGUGCUGGUAUAAGCCAAUGUAAAAGCUAAAGAUAAUUUCUAAAUGAUAUAUAAACUGCCUAUUCAUUCUUUGUAAACAUUGUAAAAAUUACAGUACCUAACACAUUGCUUAAAAUAUCUUUUAAAUCUCUAAUAGACUUCUUUCACAGUCCAGCAUGGUGCAUUACAAAGUGACUGUCUCUACUGGCGAUCGUCUUGAUGCCACAACUUUGAGUGAUGUCUACAUUAAGCUGGUGGGCACUGAUGGAGAGAGCCAACGCAAGCUGCUGAGGGGCUUACAAGGCGCCACAGCUUUUAUGAUAGGACAAGUUUCUACGUUUACUGUCUCCUGCCCUGAAUCCCUUGGAAACCUGGUUCUUAUAGAGUUGGACAAAAAGCCUUCUGUAUUCAUAAUAAAAGACAAUUGGUUUCCUGCCAAGGUAGAAGUGUUGUGCCCUGAGGGAAACACCUGCACGUUCCCUAUCUACCGCUGGAUCAAUAAUGAUCAGACUAAUUACUUCCGAGAAGCCACAGCCAUGAAAGUGUUUGAAGACACCCAUCCCCUCGGAGCUUAUUUUCGCCAGCAGGAGAUGAAGAAGAGAGAGACAGACUAUCACUGGGCUGUUUACGAAGAAGGAUUCCCUCACUGUAUUAAGACAGAUGACAAUCUGUCUCUGCCAGCUGAGGUCCAGUUCUCCUUCACCAAGGAUACAGAGUUUAAGCUCACAGCAGCCACAACUCUGACAGAGCUGAAGCUUACAGGAUAUGUUGACUGCAACAAGACAUGGCCUGAUUUGGAAUCUAUCAAUCGGGUGUUCUGGAAAAAAACUGACAUUUUACCUACUCCUACUUAUCUCAGCUCUUUAAAGAAAAUGUGCUGGUUAACGUGUAAAUUAUUAAGAUCUGCGAUUCAAGAUGGCAGAACACGUCUAUCAAGUCUUUUGGGACCCAUGCCACAUCUAUCUGGGUUUCUGGGACCCAUGUCGCAUCUAUCAGGGUUUUUAGCACCCAUAUCACAUCUAUCACGGUUUUUGGGACCUUUGUUAGAGACAAAGACAAUCCCCGAGUACGUCAUGAAACACUGGAAGGAGGACGCUUUCUUUGGCUACCAGUUCCUGAACGGUGUCAACCCCAUGUUGAUCCGACGCUGCUCUGCUCUGCCCAGUAACUUGUCUGUCACUGAUGACAUGGUCUUCCCCAGUGGUCAGUACAGCUUGGCAGAGGAGAUGAAGAAAGGCAACAUCUUCCUGUGUGACUACAAGAACCUGGAUGGAGUCAAAGCAAACACCAUCAAUGGGAAGCAGCAGUACCUGACUGCUCCUCUGGUCCUGCUCCACAGAACCCCUGAUGCUAAUAUGAUGCCACUUGCUAUACAGCUGAAGCAGACCCCAGCGGACGACAACCCAGUCUUUCUACCUUCUGAUUCUGAGUACGACUGGUUAACGGCCAAGAUCUUUGUGAGGAGUGCAGAUUUCACUGAGCAUCAGCUCAACACUCACCUGCUGCGAACCCACCUGCUGGCUGAAGUCUUUGCAGUGUCGCUGCUGCGAAACCUGCCGAUGGUGCAUCCACUGUACAAGCUCCUCAUCCCUCACACUCGAUACACUCUGCAGAUCAACUACUUAGCUCGACUGUCUUUAAUAUCUGAGACUGGUGUUUUCACAAAGUUUUCAGCUUCUGGUGGUGAGGGAAUGACCACGAUCCUGAAGAGAUCUCUGUCCUCGAUGACCUACAGCUCCCUCUGUUUACCAGAGGACAUUGCUGAGCGAGGACUGGAGGCUGUGCCAAACUUUUACUACAAGGAUGAUGGACUCAGACUCUGGAAAAUCAUCCACAGGUUUGUUGAAGCAGUCAUUGGCAACUAUUACAAGGAUGACACUGAUGUCCAGAAUGACUCUGAGCUGCAAAAGUGGAUUGGGGACAUUUUUGAACAUGGCUUCCUUUCUCAAACAAAGACAGGAAUUCCGCAGAGAUUCUCCACCGUGACAAAGUUGAACAAGUUUGUCACCAUGGUGAUCUUCACUGGCUCAUGCCAGCACGCAGCUGUGAACUCUGGACAGUACGACUAUGGUGGCUGGAUGCCCAACGCUCCCAGCACCCUGCAACUUCCUCCACCGACCAGAAAGGGAACAACAAGUGAGAAAACGAUGCUACAGACACUUCCUGAUAUCAGCACAACAGUUCAGGGCAUGGCAACAAUGUGGCUGCUCAGCAAACAGUCCUCUGACUUUGUUCCUUUUGGCCAGUACCCAGAAGAACAUUUCAGUGAGCGGAUUCCCUGUCAGCUGAUAAAAGCUUUUCAAGCAGAGCUAAAAGAAUUAAGUUCUGACAUCAGAGCCAGAAACAGCACCUUGAAACUCCCAUAUCCGUACUUGGAUCCAGCAGAGCUAGAGAACAGUGUGGCUAUUUGAGUGUUGGGACAUCAGACCUUUAAAAUGAACCAUACAUGACUCAUGGGGAAAGAUUUAGUUUUGAUGUUACUAUAUAUAUAUAUAUAUAUAUAUAUAUAUAUAUAUAUAUAUGAAAGUAUGUUGGGUUUAUUAUGUUAUUGUGUGUACUCCAUAAUCUGAAUAUGUGUAGAGCUACAGUAAAUAUGCAGUAAUACUACUGAAACUGAAUAUGAACCUUGUGGUAUCAGGUAGAUGGAUAAAGUCAUAUUUUAAUUAAAAAAAUUUAGAAAAAUCUAUGUCUCAUGCUUUCUUUACGUUUAUUUCACCUGUACUCUAGGUGCUGCAGUCUGGUACCUGUAACACUAAGAUUAAUAAUAAAAAGAUUGAAUAAUG
Betta splendens (Siamese fighting fish) is the source of this 9427-nucleotide messenger RNA. RefSeq names its product hydroperoxide isomerase ALOXE3-like. Gene Ontology annotation, biological process: linoleic acid metabolic process; lipid oxidation. The record is from RefSeq and is a predicted model, not a curated record. Bases 6821 to 9055 code for a protein of 744 amino acids. The transcript has 16 exons. Gene Ontology annotation, molecular function: metal ion binding; oxidoreductase activity, acting on single donors with incorporation of molecular oxygen, incorporation of two atoms of oxygen; protein binding. Lineage: Eukaryota; Metazoa; Chordata; Actinopteri; Anabantiformes; Osphronemidae.